This is a messenger RNA of Cotesia congregata, 1371 nucleotides long. The record is from the annotation of a GenBank genome assembly. NCBI's taxonomy places the organism in Eukaryota, Metazoa, Arthropoda, Insecta, Hymenoptera, Braconidae.
AUGAAUGCUUCCAGUUCGCGAAGUCACGCGGUCCUGACAAUAUCCCUGGAGGCUUUGGCGAUGGGUGAGAGCAGCGGGAAAAAGGGCGGCAGUGCCGUGCGAAGAGGUCAGUUACAUUUAGUAGAUCUGGCUGGUUCGGAGCGUCAAGCGAGAACCGGAGCAACAGGCGAUCGAUUGAAGGAAGCAGCGAGCAUAAAUUUGAGCUUAUCAGCGCUGGGUAACGUUAUCAGUGCCCUGGCAGCUGGUAACGGCAGACACGUGCCCUACAGAGACAGCAAGCUGACCAGGCUACUGCGUGACAGCUUGGGAGGGAAUGCCCGGACCUUGAUGAUCGCUUGCAUCAGCCCGGCGGACGUCGACGCCGAAGAAACUCUUAGCACUCUCAGGUACGCCGCAAGAGCUCGGUGCAUAAAAAACAAACCUAUAGUCAAUGAAGAUCCCAAGGACGCGCUUCUGAGGCAGUAUCAGAUUGAGUUGCAGCGGCUGAGGAAGCUGCUGGAGAGCUCGCCCAAGACUGCUGACUACGAGGAAGACUAUGAAGAGAGGGAAGAAGUUGAGAGAGCUAAGAGAGAGCCUGAGGAUACCAGCACUGCCCAGAAACUCAGGGAUGAGCUGGAUGCCUUGAGGAGUCGGUACGAAGGCAGUAAAGAUAAUGAUAAUGACAGCAAAAUCUUGCCGAUGACUAGCAGGGAAGUCGAUGAACGCAGAAGGAAAAAACGGGAAGCAGCGCAAAAAGAGGUCAUGAAGAGAUUAGAGCGGCUGACAAUUGGCGGUGAAGCUCAAGGAAACACCGAGCUGAGAAAAAGGCGAGAAAGAAGAAGAAGACGACUUGAGAUUUUAGCCGCUGCUUUAGAAGCCAGCGCUCAGGAUGGCAGCGGGAGUGCAUUCGAAGUCUACGGGCAAUUGAGGACAACUGAGGACGCAUUGAAGAGAAUGGCCAAGCGCACAAAACAGCUCGAAGCUGAGGCACUGGAUUUGCAGGCAUCCUGGGACGCGGAACGACGUGAACUCCUGCGCCGUGAGCUGCUGGCAACACAGAUAUGUGAAGCUAUGAUACCUUAUCUGAGGCCAGGUUGUCCGUUCCGUGACCUCGUGGCGGUACGCUCCUCGGCUACUUGGAGCGACGAUUUAAAUCGCUGGAGAUUACCUGACGCAUCGUUCAGGAUACCUAUGCCACCGCCGCCACCUUUGACCCGCGACGGUAAUUUCAGGCUUAAAGCGGAUCUCAAUAAUAAUAGCAAUGGGAGCAACAAUAGCGGCGAACACAAUGACGAUGAGCAUACCAGUGAUGAUGAGUCGCGGUGCCUGAUGUUCAAAAAUGAUUUAGGUCAUCAAACCUUGCUUCAAGAUAUUGGUAUUGAAGAAUUAUAA